AUGUCCCACAACAAGUCACAGGCUACCACAGUGAAAAAUAGGGCCCGCUUGAUGCAGCUGUUGCAGGAGCCGUGCAACAAGCAUUGUGCCGAUUGCAAAACGUCUAGGAAUCCAAGAUGGGCGUCGUGGAACCUCGGCAUGUUCAUCUGCAUUCGGUGCAGUGGGAUCCACCGGUCUCUUGGAACACACAUCUCCCGCGUGAAGAGCGUCGACUUGGACUCGUGGACCGACGAACAAACCGAGUCCAUGUGCUCGUGGGGGAACAAACGGGCCAAUGCGUACUGGGAGUCCAAGUUGAAG
Messenger RNA from Pichia membranifaciens NRRL Y-2026, 300 nucleotides. RefSeq lists its product as hypothetical. NCBI's taxonomy places the organism in Eukaryota, Fungi, Ascomycota, Pichiomycetes, Pichiales, Pichiaceae. Gene Ontology annotation, biological process: intra-Golgi vesicle-mediated transport; endoplasmic reticulum to Golgi vesicle-mediated transport; endocytosis. The transcript has a single exon. The record is from RefSeq and is a predicted model, not a curated record. Gene Ontology annotation, cellular component: Golgi apparatus. Gene Ontology annotation, molecular function: GTPase activator activity. The annotation marks the transcript as partial.